This is a messenger RNA of Caenorhabditis elegans, 1993 nucleotides long. It is a transcript of the gene prp-17, whose product is annotated as Pre-mRNA-processing factor 17. The record is from RefSeq and is marked reviewed. Gene Ontology annotation, cellular component: catalytic step 2 spliceosome; spliceosomal complex; nucleus. NCBI's taxonomy places the organism in Eukaryota, Metazoa, Nematoda, Chromadorea, Rhabditida, Rhabditidae. The transcript has 4 exons. Bases 26 to 1729 code for a protein of 567 amino acids. Gene Ontology annotation, biological process: mRNA splicing, via spliceosome.
UUUCAGAAACUCAAACAAAUCAAAAAUGGAUGCGCUACAAGCGUAUGGCGGUAGCGACAGUGAACACUCAGAUGAUGACGCCAGCAUGGAUCAGGUCGCAAAAGGAAAAUCAUCGACAUUGCUGGAAAGAGCCAUAGUCACUGCUCCGGACGUUGAGUCGAAAAGUGCAAUUCGACAAGUAGCGAUUGUAGAUCCAAAGACUAAAGAGAUUAAAUCAAAUCCAAAAUUUGAUCAGCUCUUCAAGCCAGAAUCUGGGCCAGUAAAUCACUUUAAAUCAGAGCAACAAAGAUCACAAAAGAACACAUUGACAGGAUUCGUCGAGCCUGCACAUCUCAAUGAAUUUCAUUUUAAUCGACAAAUUCGAAGCUUUGAUACUCUUGGGUACGCUCAGAAUCCGACUGCCGAAUCCGGUACAACUCAUUUCGUGGGAGACGUCAAAAAAGCAGAAGCCGAGAAAGGAGUUUCACUUUUUGAAUCGAAAAAGACUGGCGGGGAGAAGAGAAAACGAGUUAGAAAUGAUGAUUCAGCAGAUAUUGAUGGAUAUACUGGACCAUGGAGUCGAUUUAUUGAUGAAAAGACAGUCGCUAAACCAACACCAGAACUUCAGAAACAAAUGGAUGAAAUUGUGAAGAAGAGGCAAGAAAAAAGCAGGCGAUUCAAGAAAGAAAAGGAGGAUAGUGAGCAAAUGGCUGAAGAGAGCUCCACGCUUCAUUUGAAAGAAGCCGAGGAUUACCAAGGUCGCUCAUUUCUUGUUCCACCAUCAUUCACCGGUGUCAAUCUCCGAGAGGACUACGUUCCCGAGCGAUGUUUCGUACCGAAAAAGCUUGUUCACACGUAUCGAGGACAUAACAAAGGUGUCAAUUUCCUUCAAUGGUUCCCGAAAAGUGCUCAUUUAUUCUUGUCAUGCUCAAUGGACACAAAAAUCAAAUUAUGGGAAGUAUAUGAUCGUCAGCGAGUUGUCAGAACAUACGCAGGCCAUAAGCUUCCUGUUCGUGAAGUUGCAUUUAAUAAUGAGGGUACAGAAUUCUUGUCAGCAUCUUUUGAUCGAUACGUGAAGCUUUGGGAUACUGAAACUGGACAAGUUAAGCAGAGAUUUCAUACUGGACACGUACCGUAUUGCUUGAAAUAUCAUCCAGAUGAUGAUAAGAAUCAUAUGUUUUUGGUUGGAAUGCAGAAUAAGAAGAUUAUUCAAUGGGAUUCAAGAUCUGGAGAAAUUGUUCAAGAAUACGAUCGUCACUUGCAGGCAGUCAAUUCUAUCACAUUUUUCGACAAGAAUCGUCGUUUCGCAUCCACUUCUGAUGAUAAAAGUGUCAGAAUUUGGGAAUGGGAGAUCCCAGUAGACACGAAACUUAUUCAAAAUGUUGGACUUCAUGCGAUUCCGACUAUGACAAAGAGUCCUAAUGAUAAAUGGGUUGUGGGACAAUGCAUGGACAAUCGGAUAGUCCUUUUCCAGCUUGUCGAUGAUAAGCUUCGAUUCUCAAAAAAGAAGGCUUUCAGAGGACACAAUGCGGCUGGAUAUGCGUGCAAUAUCGAUUUUUCGCCGGAUCAAAGUUUCCUAAUCUCUGGUGAUGCUGAUGGAAAAUUGUUUAUUUGGGAUUGGAGAACACACAAAAUUGUUGGAAAAUGGAAAGCUCAUGAUAGCACUUGUAUCGCAGCACUAUGGCAUCCACAUGAAAAAAGCCGAAUGAUUACUGCUGGAUGGGAUGGUCUCAUUAAAAUGUGGAAUUAAUUGUUGAUUUUUCCCUUUUUUCCCAAAAAAAAAUUAUUAUUUUCCCAAAUUUUGGCUCUUUUUCUCACGAGUUUUUGUCCCAUCUCUCACAUUUCCCUGUUCAUUAAAAAAAUUUUUUUUUUCGUAAUAAUGUUUUACUUUCUCCUGUUUCAAUUAUUUAUUUUGUAUCUUUGUUCAUUUAUUUGUUUUUUCUUCCAAUUUUAAACCCUAUUCUUACAGAACAUUUCCGACACACGGAAAUUGAUAAAAUUAUUUUUAUUUUUU